AAAUCCAUUCUGUUUGGUGUUGUCGUAUUUCGUUCUUAGAUAUCCCAACCCAACAUAGGCCGAGGAGAGUGUGUUGUGGACUCAGUUUUCCCUUUCCAUUUCCAAAAGCCAAGCUUCAUCAUAUGCGUGCUGUUAUGGUGUCAUACCCAUCCCACUGAAACGCAACGUCGUUUAGCUUCUUUUAUGUUAUCCGCUGAAAAAUGGGGACUCUAACGAGUUGCAGUUUGGUGCCUCUAAACUCCGAGUUCCGGUUCAACCCAGUUCGCAGAAUCUUCACUUUCAGGGACAAAAUUCAGUGCCACCGCAUCAAUUCACACAUAUCCAAAUUAGGGAAGUUGAAGCACGUCGAUUUCGACAGGUUUAGGUGUUUUUCAAUUAACAACAAGGACGGUGUUGAUGGUGAAGGGGAAAGUGGUAACAAUGAUUCUAAAUCCAACGUAACCACCGCGUUACCUGAUGAAGAUAACAGAGCUUUUAAUUCUGCUGAUAAAUCACCAACACCCUCCACUUCUCAAAGGUCGUCAUUGUCAUCACUUGGAUCUGCAUACAACAAUUUUCAAGUUGAUUCUUUCAAACUAAUGGAACUCCUUGGACCUGAGAAGGUUGAUCCUACUGAUGUAAAGCUAAUUAAGGAUAAUCUUUUUGGUUAUUCAACCUUUUGGGUGACCAAAGAGGAGCCUUUUGGGGAACUAGGAGAAGGCAUUCUUUUCAUCGGAAAUUUAAGGGGAAAGAGGGAGGAUGUUUUUUCCAAACUCCAAAAUCGGCUAAUUGAGGUCACAGGUGAUAAGUACAACCUUUUUAUGGUGGAGGAACCAAAUUCAGACAGUCCUGAUCCACGAGGUGGGCCGCGUGUUAGCUUUGGUUUACUGCGGAAGGAGGUUUCUGAACCAGAGCCAACUACACUUUGGCAAUAUGUCAUUGCAUCUUUGUUGUUUCUUCUCACUAUUGGGACCUCAGUGGAGCUAGGAAUUGCAUCUCAGCUCAACAGACUCCCCCCAGAACUUGUGAAAUUCUUGACAGAUCCUAACUAUACUGAAGCCCCAGAUAUGGAGAUGCUAUAUCCGUUUGUUGAGUCAGCAUUACCUCUAGCAUAUGGUGUCUUGGGGGUUCUUCUGUUUCAUGAGGUUGGACACUUUUUGGCUGCAUUUCCCAAACAAGUAAAAUUAAGCAUUCCUUUCUUCAUUCCCCACAUCACACUUGGCAGCUUUGGUGCUAUUACUCAGUUUAAAUCCAUCCUUCCUGAUAGGAGUACACAAGUAGACGUAUCACUUUCGGGUCCCUUUGCGGGUGCUGUGCUAUCAUUUUCAAUGUUUGCGGUUGGUCUUCUCCUUUCAUCUAAUCCAGAUGCAGCUGGAGAUUUGGUGCAAGUUCCUAGCAUGUUGUUCCAAGGUUCCUUGCUUCUUGGUUUAAUCAGUAGAGCAACUCUUGGUUAUGCAGCAAUUCAUGCUGCAACAGUUCCAAUUCACCCUCUUGUGAUUGCAGGAUGGUGUGGCUUAACAAUACAAGCUUUUAAUAUGCUUCCUGUGGGGUGCCUUGAUGGUGGCAGGUCAGUGCAGGGUGCUUUUGGAAAAGGUGCACUAAUGGGGUUUGGUUUGACCACCUAUACAUUGCUAGGGUUGGGAGUGCUUGGUGGACCUCUUUCACUUCCUUGGGGAUUUUAUGUUAUAUUAUCGCAGAGGUCACCGGAGAAACCAUGCUUAAAUGAUGUGACAGAAGUUGGAACAUGGAGAAAGACAUUUGUGGGAGUUGCUAUUUUUCUUGCUGUCUUGACUCUUCUUCCUGUUUGGGAUGAGCUUGCUGAGGAACUAGGCAUAGGUCUUAUAACCACAUUUUAAUUUUAAUGGUUAUGUGUAGACUAAAGCCAUAUUUAUAAUGAGCAGUGAAAUGAAAUAUAUAGGAAAGUCAUUACCAAAGGAAAGGCUAAUUCAAUUUUAUACGACCCCUAGUGAUAAAACUAUUGUUACCAACUUUAUUGGGUGAGAAAUUCCUUAAUAUAUUGUAAAGAAAAUGAACAUUAUGGGCCAUUUAUUUAGAAAGAUUGUAUUUUGUUUAGGGUCA
Cicer arietinum (chickpea) is the source of this 2058-nucleotide messenger RNA. RefSeq names its product probable zinc metalloprotease EGY1, chloroplastic. The record is from RefSeq and is a predicted model, not a curated record. Lineage: Eukaryota; Viridiplantae; Streptophyta; Magnoliopsida; Fabales; Fabaceae. Gene Ontology annotation, biological process: proteolysis.